Fusarium musae is the source of this 768-nucleotide messenger RNA. RefSeq lists its product as uncharacterized. Lineage: Eukaryota; Fungi; Ascomycota; Sordariomycetes; Hypocreales; Nectriaceae. The transcript is spliced from 2 exons. The record is from RefSeq and is a predicted model, not a curated record. The coding region runs from base 1 to 768 and encodes 255 amino acids.
AUGUCUGCACGAAUUAAGCCUAAGACAGGCCGUCGACGUUUUCCUCCUUUGCCAGGUUAUACCGACAAGAGAGCUAGAGAUCUAUCCCUAUCGCGACAGCCUGAGGACAUGGACACUGUUGAAAAAAGCGAGGCACUUAUAGACCCAGAGGCGAAGUCGUUUUUCAAUGGCAUCGCCCACCAAACGCCCUGCGUUUUUCUCUGUUUAGGCUCACCAGGCAACUGUCGAGUUGUUCAGGUACAGGUCAGGGACGAUGACGAGGAGGAAGAGGUUUUUAAUGCCAUGAAGGAGAGCUGGUCCAAAAACAGAAAGUGGAUGCCAUUUCGCAAGGUCACUGGGGUCCAAGAGGUGACUUUUCGAUUUAUUGGGCAACAACGAAGCGAAAAGUUAGGCAAGCAUACCCUUGUCGGGAUAUAUGAGCCGUUAGACACCAUGCAGUUGCAAAAGAACCUUCGAGAUGAGCUAGAAGCCAUCAAAGAGACAGCUAGCGUCUGGAAAAGCCCAGAUAUAUUUGACAUGUGUCGACAGGAGUACACAAGUGGCGAAUGGGUUCAUGCUGCAGAUUGUCCCAUUCAUUGCGAUUCUGAUCGCGACUGCGAUACUGAUCGCGGCUGCGAUAUUGAAAGGUUUGAACGCGUACAGCACCACCUGCGCAGCCUUUCUCUCAAGCCGGCACUUACCAUAGCUUUUCACAAUCCCUCGCUAGCCAAAGGCCAGCGGUUGUUGGAUGGUCUGCAACAAGGUCCUGGGCUUUAUUCAGCUAGGUAG